Pseudophryne corroboree (corroboree frog) is the source of this 9213-nucleotide messenger RNA. It is a transcript of the gene DYSF, whose product is annotated as dysferlin. Gene Ontology annotation, biological process: T-tubule organization; monocyte activation involved in immune response; plasma membrane repair. Bases 104 to 6376 code for a protein of 2090 amino acids. Gene Ontology annotation, cellular component: membrane; T-tubule; cytoplasmic vesicle. The record is from RefSeq and is a predicted model, not a curated record. The transcript is spliced from 56 exons. NCBI's taxonomy places the organism in Eukaryota, Metazoa, Chordata, Amphibia, Anura, Myobatrachidae.
CAGACGUGAGAGGAUCUCACUUGUCUAGUGCACACAGAGGGAGCCUGCGAGGCAGCUCCCAGCCCAUUGCAGCCAGUCGGCGACAGCACUGCAUGCAGGAGCCAUGCUGAGAGUAUUCAUCCUACAUGCUGAGAAUGUGCAGACCCCAGACUCAGACGUCAGUGACACCUACUGCUCAGUGGUCUUCCAAGGUGUAAAGAAAAAAACCAAAGUAAUUAAGAAUAACCAGAAUCCCAUCUGGAACGAGGGAUUUGAAUGGGACUUGAAAGGUGUUCCUCUAGAUACCAGUGCUGAGCUCCAUGCAGUCGUCAAAGACCAUGAGACAAUGGGGAGGAAUAGGUUUCUGGGUGAGGCGCGGGUUUCCCUGCGAGAUUUAUUUAAUUCUCCCAACCUGACGGCAACAUAUAAUUGUCCCCUUGUGGACAACAAGAUGCAGAGCACAGGGGCGGUAUUGACCUUACAGAUCUCCUACUUUCCGCCGCCGGGGGCAGCGCCCGUCUUUCCUCCACCAGCUGCACCAAAGGAGCUCACCCCGCCAGUCAGCGAGUUGGACACCGUCAGUCAGCUCUACCUGGAUACAGGAGAGGAGGAGGACACUGAAGACCAGACCGGCACUGGAGAUGAGGGGGAGGCGUUGUCUCUUCUCCCAGGAUCUGAGCAGGCCACUGUUCCCAAAAGAACCCAGUCGGUCCCAGUCCAGGGGGUGAAGAGAAAGAAGAGUGGCCCCAAAAAGCUACUGUCAAACAAGCCUCAGGACUUCCAAAUCCGAGUCAGAGUGAUAGAAGGGCGGCAGAUACCGGGUGUGAACAUCAAACCUGUUGUGAAGGUGACGGUUGCCGGGCAGACCAAGAGGACUCGGAUACGGAAAGGCAAUAGUCCAUUUUUUGAUGAGACAUUUUUCUUCAACUUCUUUGAAUCGCCAGCUGAGCUUUUUGAUGAGCCCGUAUUUCUUACAGUAUUGGACUCCCGCUCUAUGAGAACUGGCUCCGUUGUCGGAGAAUUCCGUAUGGAUGUGGGGAUGAUUUAUGGAGAGACAAAGCACGCCGUCCUGCGGAAGUGGCUGCUUCUCUCUGACCCGGAGGACUUCUCAGCUGGGGCCAAGGGCUAUCUGAAGGUCAGCCUGUUCGUGAUGGGCCCCGGGGAUGAGUGUCCUGUGGAGAAGAAAGAAUCAGUAGAAGACAAGGAAGACAUUGAGGGGAACCUGCUGCGUCCGGCUGGGGUGUCUCUUCGGGGGGCUCAUCUCAUACUCAGACUCUUCCGAGCUGAGGAUCUGCCACAGAUGGAUGAUGCUGUCUUAGACAACGUCAAGCAGAUCUUUGGAAUUGACAGCAACAAGAAAAAUCUGGUCGACCCUUUUGUAGAAGUUAGUUUUGCAGGGAAAAUGCUUUCUAGUAAGAUAUUAGAAAAAAAUGCAAACCCACAGUGGAACCAAAGCAUCACGUUACCCAUCAGGUUCCCGUCUAUGUGUGAGAAGAUGAGGAUCCGGCUAACGGACUGGGAUCGCCUGACGCAUAAUGAUGUUAUCGGCACCACUUACUUGAACAUGUCAAAGAUCUCUGCUCCCGGGGGAGAGCUGGAAGAUGAGACCACGGGAACGCUGUCAUCAUUGGUGUUUAAUUUGGACGAUAGUCUGGGGUUCCUUCCAACCUUUGGGCCUUGUUACAUGAAUUUGUAUGGAAGCCCGAGAGAGUUUACUGGGUUCCCUGACCCCUACGAGGAGCUGAAUAUGGGCAAGGGCGAAGGGGUGGCCUAUCGGGGAAGAGUCCUCCUGGAGCUGCAGACCAAGCUGGUGGAACACGCGGAGCAGAAGGUGGAGGACAUAUCCUCUGAUGAUAUCCUACGAGUUGAGAAAUUUCUCCGGAGACGGAAAUACUGCUUGUUCGCUGCGUUCUACUCAGCCACCAUGCUGCAGGACGUGGACGACGCCAUCCAGUUCGAAGUCAGCAUUGGAAACUACGGCAAUAAGUUUGAUACCACCUGCUUACCCCUGGCUUCCACCACUCAGUACAGCAGGGCCGUGUUCGAUGGGUGCCAGUACUACUACCUCCCCUGGGGCAAUGUAAAACCUGUGGUCGUCCUGUCGUCAUACUGGGAAGAUAUCAGCUUCCGGACAGACGCGCAGAACAUUCUGCAGUACGCCAUAGACAACCUGGAAAAUAACUUGGAAAGCGUCCACCUUGCUGUUAAAUCAAAGAGUUCUACGUAUGAGCUGGAUUCUCUGGUCACACGUCUGAUCGAUGAAGUCAUCAGUGACUGCAGCCAUCCACUGCCGGAUAUUCCCUCCAUAACCGGAACCACUCAUCUCGAUCUUUAUCUGUUCCGCUUCCGCCGGACCAAUCUGGACCAGAUAAUCCAGUGUGCCCAGAAAUUAAAGAUGGAAGAGUGUGACUUGAUGGACGUGAUAGAGCAGGCUGAGGACUGGCUCCUGAGACUUAAAGCCAUGGCCGAGGAGCCGCAGAACAGCCUGCCAGAUAUAGUGAUUUGGAUGUUACAAGGAGACAAGCGUGUGGCUUAUUACAGAAUGCCAGCCCACCAGGUCCUUUUCUCCAGGAACGGGUCCAAGUGCUGCGGCAGGAACUGCGGGAAACUUCAGACGAUAUUUCUGAAAUUUCCACAAGAAGGAAUCCAAGGGUCGAAGAUGCCAGCGCAGCUGCGGGUACAACUAUGGAUGGGGCUGGCCGUGGACCAGAAGGAGUUCAAUCAGUUUGCUCAGGGGAAGCUGUCCGUCUUUGCAGAAACUUAUGAAAACCAGACCAAGCUGGCAUUGGUAGGUAACUGGGGCACCACAGGGCUGACAUACCCCAAGUACGCCGACAUGACAGGGAAGAUCAAGCUUCCAAAGGAAAGUUUCAAGCCUUCCAGCGGCUGGAUGUGGGCCGGAGACUGGUUCAUCAGCCCAGAGAAGACAUUGCUGUACGGCAGUGACGCUGGUCACAUGAGCUUCGUGGAAGAGGUGUUUGAAAACCAGGCCCGGCUGCCUGGCGGACAGUGGAUUCACAUGACGGAAGCAUACACAGAUGUGAAUGGGGAAAAAGUCCUCCCUAAAGAUGAAACUGAGUGUCCCCCCGGGUGGAAGUGGGAGGACGAAGAGUGGUCGACAGACAUUAAUCGAGCAGUGGAUGAGCAGGGCUGGGAGUACGGCAUUACCAUUCCACCAGACCGGAAGCCCAAAUCCUGGGUGCCCACGGAGAAGAUGUAUCAUACAAAUCGGAGACGGCGCUGGGUCAGGCUGCGCAGGAGAGAUCCCAAGCAGAUAGAGAUCCUGAAAAAGCACAAGCCUGACGAAUCAGAGAGCGAGGGCUGGGAAUACGCCUCUCUCUUUGGGUGGAGGUUCCACCUGAAGUAUCGUAAGACAGACAGCUUCCGGAGACGACGAUGGAGGCGGCGUAUGGAGCCGCUACAGCAGACGGGAGCGGCGGCUGUGUUUGCCUUAGAGGGAGCACUGGGUGGAGUCACAGAUGACAAAAGCGAUGAUGGGAAAAACACGGCUACUCUCAGCUUGGGAGUAAACAGACCUACAAUAUCCUGCAUAUUUGAUUAUGGGAAUCUCUAUCACCUGCGCUGCUACCUCUAUCAGGCCCGGAACCUCCUCCCCAUGGACAAGGACAGUUUCUCUGAUCCCUACGCCACUGUAUCCUUCCUCCAUCAGAGCCAGAAGACUGUGGUGGUGAAAAGCACUUUAAACCCAACGUGGGACCAGACGCUCAUCUUCCAUGAGAUCGAGAUAUUUGGAGGACCUGAUAUGGUGGAUGAAGUUCCUCCCAGUAUAGUGGUGGAGAUUUACGAUCACGACACCUAUGGAGCGGAUGAAUACAUGGGACGCUGUAUCUGUAGACCCAGUUUGGAGCGGUCGCCGAGGCUGUCCUGGUAUCCGAUAAUGAUGGGGGACAAGAACACAGGGGAGCUGUUGGCUGCCUUUGAGCUCAUUCUCAGGGAAAAGCCAACCCUGCAUCACAUCCCUGGACUGGAGGGUGAAAUCUCAGGAGUUCUUAGUGAGCUACUUGUACCCGGGUUCUUCAGAGAAAAGCUUCUAGACUCGUCUGCAGAUACAGAUCUUCCGUACCCUCCUCCACAGAGAAGUGCCAAUGUGUACAUGGUUCCCCAAGGGAUUAAACCUGUACUGCAGAGAACUGCUAUUGAGGUUUUGGCAUGGGGUCUGAGGAACCUUAAGAGCUACCAGCUGGCCAGCGUGACGUCCCCCAGCCUCAUUGUGGAGUGUGGCGAUGAAAUGAUCCAGUCUUGCGUUAUUAAAAACGUCAAAAAGAACCCCAACUUUGAUGUGUGUGUCCUCUUCAUGGAAGUGAGACUGCCCAGGGAAGGCCUGUACUGUCCUCCCAUCAUUGUAAAGGUGAUUGACAAUCGGCAGUUUGGGCGGAAGCCCGUAGUGGGACAAUGCACCAUCAACUCCUUGGAGGAAUUUUACUGUGACCCCAAUGCAGACGAUACAGAUAUGGAAGAAGGAAUGUCAGAUAAUGUCAGUAUGACGCCGCGAGAUGAAGUUCUCAUUGAUAUUGAUGACAAGGAACCGCUGAUACUGAGUCAGGAGGAAGAAUUCAUUGACUGGUGGAGCAAGUUCUUCGCCUCCAUAGGAGAGAAGGAGAAAUGUGGGGCUUAUUUUGAGAAAGGCUUUGACACUCUUCAGGUCCUGGACACAGAGUUAGAGAACAUAGAAGACUAUGAGGGGUUGUCAGACUUUUGCCGGACUUUCAAGUUGUACAGAGGGAGAUCCCAAGAUGAGACAGAAGAUCCCUCCGUGGUUGGAGAAUUCAAGGGAUCAUUUAAAAUAUAUUCCCUUCCGGACGACCCUUCAGUCCCGGUGCCACCUCGCCAGUUCCGCCAGCUCCUAGCAAAAGGGCUACAGGAAUGUCUGGUGAGGGUCUACAUAGUGCGGGCGGUCGGGUUGCAGCCUAAGGAUGCUAAUGGCAAGUGUGACCCCUAUGUGAAGAUAUCCGUUGGGAAAAAGUCGCUCAAUGAUCGGGAGAACUACAUCCCCUGCACCUUGGAGCCUGUCUUUGGAAAGAUGUUUGAGCUGACGUGCACUCUGCCUCUGGAGAAGGACCUGAAGAUCACGCUCUAUGACUACGAUCUGAUAUCGAAGGAUGAGAAGAUCGGAGAGACGGUCAUAGAUUUAGAGAACCGCUUUCUGUCUAAGUACGGGGCUCGGUGCGGCCUACCACAGACCUACUGCAUCUCUGGCCCGAACCAGUGGCGGGACCAACUCCGACCUUCCCAGCUGCUUCAUAUAUACGCCCAGCAACGCAACUUGAAGCCUCCAGUCUACAAGAACAACAGGGUUGUGUUCCGGAAUCAUGAAUUCAAUAUCUCUGGCCUGGAAGACAGUAAAUUCCCUAACCCGCACCUGGGACCCCCUGAGGAGCGGCUCGCUCUGUACGUGCUGCAUAAACAGGGCCUUGUGGGCGAACACGUUGAGACGAGAGCGCUGUACAGUCCCCUGCAGCCCGAUAUAGAACAGGGAAAGCUGCAGAUGUGGGUAGAUUUAUUUCCGAAGUCCCUGGGAACCCCCGGCCCACCGUUUAAUAUAACACCAAGAAAGGCUAAAAGGUUCUACUUGCGCUGCAUCAUCUGGAACACAAGAGAUGUCAUCUUGGAUGACGUCUCCAUCACAGGCGAGAAGAUGAGUGAUAUUUAUGUAAAGAGCUGGCUGAUAGGCCAUGAAGAAAAUAAACAAAAAACAGAUGUUCACUACAGGUCUAUGGGAGGCGAAGGAAACUUCAACUGGCGAUUUGUGUUUCCCUUUGAUUAUCUUCCUGCGGAGCAGGUCUGCGCAGUGUCUGUAAAGGAGCAUUUCUGGAGCUUGGACAAGACGGAAAAUAAAAUCCCCCCUACCCUCAUUAUACAGAUAUGGGACAAUGACAAGUUCUCCUUUGAUGACUAUUUAGGGUCUGUACAGCUGGAUCUCAACAGGAUGCCAAGGCCAGCGAAGACGCCAGAGAAGUGCAGCCUGGAGCUGUUGGACCCGUCAGACUCCGCAGACAGAUCCGUGUCUCUGUUCGAGCAGAAGACUGUAAAGGGCUGGUGGCCUUGUGUGGGCAUGGAGGGCGACCAGAAGAUCCUCGCUGGGAAGCUGGAAAUGACUCUAGAGAUUGUCAAUGAACAAGAGCGGGAUGAACGUCCGGCUGGGAUUGGCCGAGAAGAACCAAACAUGAACCCCAAACUGGAGGACCCCAAGCGCCCCGAGACGUCAUUCCUGUGGUUUACCUCUCCAUACAAGACCCUGAAGUAUAUCCUCUGGAGACGAUACAAGUGGCUGAUCCUGGUGUUCUUCAUCGUCUUCAUCUUGCUGCUCUUCCUUGGAAUCUUCCUGUACUCCUUCCCGAAUUACGCUGCUAUGAAACUGGUGAAGCCAUACAGUUAGACAGGUAACAUGAGAUGCUGAGAUGACGACUCCUGUACAGAGAUACUGGAACCUUCUCCUUGGCGACCACAGUUGGACAACUGUACAGGAUAUGUAACCUGUAUGACCUUAUGCAACAUUACACACACCCUACGCUGCUGCCAGUGUUUCCAGCACCCCAGCACAGAGUGACUGGUAUCGCUGGUGACACUCAGGAUUCGUUACACUGAUAAUCUGCAGUCACAUCUAGAUUAGACAUUGCACCACUAACAAAAUGCACACACCGAUCGGGCUGACUGUAACACACACAGAUAGAGAACACACAUCCGCACCUCAUCCCGUAGUUCUAUAGAUAAGACGUUAGAACGUGGGCACUGCAAACGUUGAGCCAUGAGACCUUUUUUUAUGGUAUAGAACAAACUACUCAUUGCUUUCAUAUUGUUUUAUAAUUGGCCAAUGCUUGUGUGAAGUAUGUCUGAAACAGGGACUUUAGUUCAUGGGUAACAAAGUAAAGUGUGACCCGGACUCUUUAGCCAUGUUGCAGACGCCGCUUGCAGUGUUAGGGUUAUAUAGCCAGUAAAACCCAGGCCUUGCGUAUAAUUCUGCUUGUAUAUGCAUCAUACUUAUAUAGCUUUGAGUGCUAGAUCCGCUCACUGCCUGCUGCAUGAAUGUGUGUGUUAUCAUUCUGUUUGUCCCUGUGACGACAGUCUGGUGUCUCAGGAAAGAGAUGCAUGCUGGGUAUAUUGUACCUGCACCUUAGCAGAUAUCUCUUAUGUGCCUUUGUGCUGCAUCUCUGGGGUGGGUGCUAGUCCUUUAACAUUAGGGGUCCUCUCCCAGGAGGACUGGCUGUGCUAUGCACUGACAACAGCCAGCAUGUAACCAAAACGCUUUCUGUCAUUUGCACCAUGUCAUAGACAGCAGCUGUAUGGACAUGUGUGUUUUUAUUCCAGGAUUGCUUGAAGGUGAAAUGUGAGGCCUCAGCAGCAUGCCAUUCAUGCUGUAGCUGACGGGAGGCUGUACAUGAGCAGAACGGGUCUUUCGCCUGUGCAGACCCCAAAACUUUGUAUUUGUGCGCAAACCAUUGGGUUUGCAUAGAAAUUGAAUUAGGCCCAUACACGCGCUGAGAUGCAAUCACCUCCAGGCUGGCCUAUGGCAAGUCAUCAUCAUUGUAUGCAUCCUACAGCUGCAAAAGACGCCGCCUCCAGCUGUAACUGCUAGUGUGCAUCUGCCGCCUGUGCGUCAUUGCUGAACGUGGCCACUGUUAGAGCUGUAUCCGGACUCUAGGUCGACACCACUUAGGUCGACACCCAUUGGUCGACAGUGAAUAGGUCGACACAGCCAUUAGGUCGAGUUGAACAAGGUUGACAUGACUACUUCACAUUUUUUUGUGACUUUUUCAUACUUUAUGAUCCACGUGGACUACAAUUGGGAACGGUAACCUGUGCCGAGCGCAGCAAGGCACAUUGCCCGCAGUUCGCUCGCUAUGCAAGGGGACGCGGUGCACUAAUUGGGGUUCCCGAUCACUUGACUGAGAAAACGACACAAAAAUCCCAUUAAAAAACCCAUGUCGACCUUUUUUCAUGUCAACUAAAUGUCCGCGUCGACCUAUUUCUAGUGUCAACCUACCCACUGUCGACCAAUGGGUGUCAACCUAAUUGGUGUCGACCUUGAGUCCCAUACCCGUUAGAGCUCCCCUCCCCCAAUCUGCCACUACAGUUGUAGCUGUAAGCUUUGAUACGUGCAAAAUGCUUGGGGUACCUUAGCCUUCUCCAUGGGUAACAAUUCCUGUACUUUCCCCAAAAUAUAGGGUCAUACUUGCAUUGUAACCGCAGACAAUGUCACUCACAGUCUACCGGGCACACUAGAUUAGUACUUCAUCAUAAAGGAGUUGGUAAAGAUUAGUGACCGAGCGGCACACAUGAGCGCAUGCAAUGCCAGCCCCAGCAGUCAGGGUAGCCAUGCAUUGUACUUUUGUCGCAUUAACGAUGAAAUUAAGACGCAUAUUUUGAGGAAAAAGUCUCUGGCAAGAUGGUUGACAUGGACAAGCCGCAAAUAGACCAUUUUGAACGCCACAGACUUUGCAACUUAGAUGUGGACACAUCUGUAAAUAAAUGCAAAAUGGUGUGCUGUACGGCAGGCAAGCAACAUCCAGCACUGGGCCUGAUGCAAAGGUGGUUGGAGGUGGCAUUGCUGCUGCUUACUAGGAAGCAGCAACGGGGCACAGAUAUGGUGUAGCAGGAGGGGUCUGGUAUACGUAGAUGCUUCCUGAUCUGAGCUGCGUCCUACUGUAGGAUAUAGUACCUGAUCAUCUGCGACACCUGAGUGGCUCGUGGGGAUGUGUCACAGUUCCUACCAAGAGGUUAUCUCCACCCCUUCCCCGCCUCCAUACUGGCAAUCAACUGACAUCUGCAGCCGUUCUGCCCAUGCACAAAGUACCGAACAUCGAUACUUUGCGACAUGUGCCCUAACAGCGUUGGGACCUGAAGCAGGCCCCCUGUCAUAAGGGGCCCUACCCAAAUCCUACAGGUUAUCUUUAUUACAUGCCCUUGUUCCAUUUGGAUACCUCAGAAACAUUUCUUCUCUAAGCUGACAAUCUAUUUCCAUUCAGUCCUUGCUUUAAUUGAUGCCCCCUUUUCCUUGGCCUCCGCUUAGUAUUAGAAAUGCAGGAAACACCAUUUGUGACUUAUGAAGAGUUUACAGAUAUUGGUAAAAGAACAUUUUUACUUGACAGGAAAACAUGAGUAUAGCAGUACACUAUAAAUGUAUCGCUGCUGAUUCUUUUAUUUCAUUGUAUUUAUGUUGACGUUUAUACUAUUAAAAUCGUAUGCCAAAGACAAGGCGUGCUGCUUAUCGUGUGA